AUGUACACCUUUUUCAAGUCUCAGUUCUUUCACUUCGAGUUCCUCCGUGUCAUUGGGACAGCCCCCUUUGAGGGAUGCGAUAUUGGGGAAUGCCUGGAAGCACUUGCCUCAAUCCGAAAUAAUGACGCGGAAGGCUGGUUUCGCGCCUGGGUAGAUAUUGGAGCCAAAGCAGAGAAGGUUGCGGUCGAUGCCGACAGGCGGGGUGAUCGUGAAGCAAGUCGAUGGGCGUGGAUCCGGUCAGGUAACUAUCUGCGUGCUGCUGAGUACAUGCUGCACUGUACUCCGAAGGACCCGCGGCUGUUGAAAACCCUCGAGCAUAGUGUGUCCAACUUCCAGCGCGGAUUCCAAUUGCUAGAGGACCCCAAUGGUCGAGGGGGGGAGGUCUUGCACCUGGAGAUACCGUACAACGGAGACAUGAUGCUGCCCGCGUACCUGUUCAUGCCCUUACGCGAGGCCGAUUCGAAGGGUCCCGUUCCCGUUAUUGUGAAUAGCGGGGGUUUUGACUCUACGCAGGAGGAGCUAUACUUUUAUGUUGCUGCCGGUGCGCGGCGGCGUGGCUAUGCCGUCCUGACGUUCGACGGGCCGGGUCAGGGCAUCUUUUUGCGCCAACAGGACCAGAAAAGGGGAUUCCCUGCAACAGCAAGACCUGGAACCUAUAUGCGACACGACUGGGAAGUCGUCAUCAGCAAAAUACUCGAUGGACUGUUCUCGUAUGCAGCUGAGAGCCCCCAGUUGCAUCUUGAUCUUGAAAGAAUAAGCAUAUUUGGCGAGUCGAUGGGGGCAUAUUUUGCCCUGCGCGGCUCCGCCGAUCCUCGCAUCAAGGCGUGCAUCGCAAUGGAUGGCUUCUACGACAUGUGGGACAUUGCCGAUUCCAGAAUUCCGCCCGUGUUUCUGAAGGCGUGGGACACCAUGGGUGACGGGUUCUUCAACCGCGUUGUCCGGUCGCUAGGCAAGGUGGACUUCCGUACACGGUUCGAGUUCACCCACGCCAGGUUCGCCCUAGGGCUACCGGACUUUGCACAAUCAACUAGGGAGUUUAAAAGGUUUACGCUUCGCAGCGAGGACGGUUCAGAGUAUCUGCGACAUGUCAAGUGCCCCGUGUUCGUCACCGGAGCCGCGGACUGGGCGUAUUUUCCGGCAAAAGGGAACGCGACCAAGAUCCAUGCUGUCAUGGAGCAACUUCAUCCAGGAAAAUCCAAGCUUUGGAUUGCCAAAGGGGUUGGCUCCGGUGGGCUCCAGGCCAAGGUUGCGGCUAUUUCAGUGGUCCAUGAUAAAACAUUCGAGUGGUUAGGUCAGGUGUUAGCACAAGCAUAA
Molecule: messenger RNA, 1314 nt
Organism: Beauveria bassiana ARSEF 2860
Lineage: Eukaryota; Fungi; Ascomycota; Sordariomycetes; Hypocreales; Cordycipitaceae
Product: alpha/beta hydrolase
Exons: 1
Coding region: 1-1314 (437 amino acids)
Source: RefSeq, a predicted model, not a curated record